Molecule: messenger RNA, 1824 nt
Organism: Lolium perenne
Lineage: Eukaryota; Viridiplantae; Streptophyta; Magnoliopsida; Poales; Poaceae
Source: RefSeq, a predicted model, not a curated record
GGAGCCCAGCUCACACUUAGCUGGUUCUCCCGGAGAAUCCAGCCUCUACGCUACAACGCACGCUUGAUGUGCGCUUAUACCGGGGCGGAUGAUCUUCUCCGAGUUACCCGCCACGAUCUUCCGGCCGACUCUCUGAAGAGGAGGUUCAAGACGUUGGUGAAGAUUCCGAGAGGCCAACAGGUCCCGGAAUUGAUCAAGGACAUAUACACAAACGACCAGUGUCCUCCGCUCAACACUUUGGCGGAGGAAAGCUUCCGCACCAUUCUUCGUGUUCCCGUUAGCGGCGACGCGGCGGAGGAGGCUCCGGACGACGACGAGGAGGAAGAGGAGCAAGCACCCCGCAAGGCGGCCCCUCGACCUACAAAGCGUCCCCGCGCCAAGGUUUCCGGCACUGAAGCCGGGACUAGCGGCGAGGCCUCCGCCAAGAAGCCCAAGACGUUAAAACCACCUCCGCUAGACUCGAGGAAAGCGGAGCGUGCGCGCCUAAGGAUGCUUUCAACAGCUGGCCAGCGCACGCGCCCCAUCAUCCCCGGCGCCCCGAAUCCGAGUGCCGCUGCCACGCGGACCACCAGCCAAGAACCCAUCACGAAAUAUAUGAAAAAAUCUCCGGCUGUUGGUCCUUCUACUCCAGUUCCACCAAGUGCCUCCCACCCAACUCCUCAACCGUCACCCCCUCAGGCUGAUCCAUCUCCCCCUCCUGCCGCAAAUACUCCACCGGAAAUAAUUCCGGUUAGCAGCGGGCAUGCGGGCGGAGAAGAUCCUAAGGCCAAGGGCCCUGCCCAAGAAAACGCGGAAGUACAAGGCCAAGGAGAGGCUGAAGUCACUUCUUUCGAGAAGGCUGGAGAGGGCGCUGGCGACAUGGUCGUUUUUCCGAAGAAAUUUGGAGAUCCGGCUGACACCACUUCCACCCCCAAGGCGUAUGCUACCAAGUUUUUCAACAAGCUGUCCGAGGCGGAGAAGUGGGAACUUGAACAGGACCUGCUCAACGCCAUGCUGAACAACGCCUGGGGGAAACCUGACUCCAGGACAUCGGAAAUCCAAGACUUCAAGAAGAACGUCGGUCAGUUCUUUGACCAGCUCAUCUGCAAGCAAAAGGAACAGCAGGCACUGCACUAUGAGCUGCACAAGAACAUUGCGCUUCAGCGCCGCGUUACUCUGAAUCAGGCGGAAAAUAUCCGGACUCUGAAGGAUGAGAAUGCGGAACUGACCAAGCAACUGGCGGACGCCCAAGGCGCAUCCUCUUCCCUUGCUACAGCCUCAUCUGAACUUGAGAACCUGCGCUCCUCGUACCAAGAUUUGGAAACGAAAUUAAAGGAGGCAGAACUAAAGAGGGAGCAGGCCGAGAAGCAGCUGGCGGAGAAAAACUCCGAACACAUCAGGGAAAAGGGCGAGAUGUUGCUGAAGAAAAAUGCUGACAGCGAGACCAUCAAGAGGCAGCAAAAAGAGCUCAAUGGACUCCGGAAAUAUAUGGAGACCGCGGAGCAUCACUGGGACUUGCUGAACGAGAACAUUUUGGAGCCACUUGGUUAUCCGGAGCAGCGCCGCAAUUUGUUCCCCCGGGAUGACCUUCUUCAACUCGCAGGCGAUGAUUGCAAAGAUCUCAUCUCCGCCUCCCGCAAGAUAUGCUACAACUUAUCCAUCAAGAGGAGUCGCACAUGCAACGUUCGCAAGCUUGUUGGGAAGAUGGAUGUUCUGCCGGAGCUGGUGACGGAUCUGCAAGCAUCAUCAGCCCGAGGCGCAGCUGCAAUGGCCUUGACCAUGUGCCUAGCACAUAAUCCGGGUUUUGAUCUUGAUCAAGUGACCACGGGCCUUGUACGGAGGUAG